GGGUCUGUGUGCAUCACCCCACCUUGAGGUGAGCAAUUUACCACUGCAGCUUCUGAAAUAGCUAACUCAGACGAGAAGUGCAGGAUGGUUUGGGUCACCAAAACGACCUUUAGUUAAUGCUGCUGGAAGAAUACUAAGCAACAACAAUUUUCUCCCCGUAGUUCUCAUUCCUCCUUGCAUUUUUUUUUUGCCAGUUUCUAGGUCAGAUUCCCCAUUCCGCUGCUCCUGCGCUAGAACAGCGCUCAGGUUGCACAAUUGCAGAGGAGGGAGGAAUCUGCUUCGCGAAUCCCCAUCUCCCCGGCAGCCUUUCCCGAUUCUUCCCUUCCUCCCAGCAUCUCCUGCUGGGAACCCGCCGCAGUGGGAGCAGCCCGGCAGCCUGGCUCUGCCCAGCCGCCCUCCGUCCUCCCUCCCUCUCGCUCAUCCCUCCCUUUUCCUUAAAAACGUGGGCUCCGGGGUGCAGCCCCCUGUGCUGGCAGCAUCCCUGCCUGCGGGAGCAGCCCUUUCCCCUCCUCCACCUGCGGAGUGCCCGGCUCUGUCCCGCGUCCCCCCCGUCCCCGGCCCGGGGCUGCUGGAUGUGGCCGCGGGCAGCGGAGCCCGCUCCGGAGCCGCGCUAGAGGGGACCCGCCGCAGGUCCUUGGCGCAGGCUGCUGCUUCAGGAUGGACCCCAUCUUCCCUGCCCAUAUUUUGGAAGACCCCGACCUGAGGAAGCUGCUGAACGACUCCUCCAUGCUCAACCUGAGCUUUCUGCCCAGCAACUGGUUCAACAACAGCACAGGGGACGGAUUCCUGCCGCUCAGCAUCAAGAUCACCAUCGUGGUCGUCUACUCCAUCGUGUGCAUCGUGGGGCUGGUGGGCAACUGCUCCGUCAUGUAUGUCAUCGUCAGGCUGUGAUGAAGGUUUCUGCCAAUUUUCAGCUGCCCUCUGGUGCCUCCUAAAGUUUAACCCAGAGAAUGGAACAGAAUUCACCAAGAUGAAGACAGCCACCAACAUUUACAUCUUUAACCUGGCUCUGGCUGACACCCUGUGCCUGAUGACCUUGCCCUUCCAGGGAACAGACACAUUCCUGGGCUUCUGGCCCUUUGGCAACGUCCUGUGCAAGAUUGCCAUCUCCAUUGACUACUACAACAUGUUCACCAGCACCUUCACGCUGACCAUGAUGAGCGUGGACCGCUACAUCGCCAUCUGCCACCCCAUCAAAGCCCUGGACAUCCGCACGCCCCACAAGGCCAAGGUGGUCAAUGUCUGCAUCUGGGCUCUGGCUUCUGUCUUCGGCAUCCCGGCCAUGGUGAUGGGCUCUGCGGAGAACGAGAACAACGAAAUCGAUUGUCUGAUUAAGCUCCCUUCUCCCGUGGACUACUGGGAUCCAGUGUUUGGCAUCUGCGUCUUCCUCUUCUCCUUUAUGAUCCCUGUGUUGAUCAUCACCAUUUGCUAUAGCCUCAUGAUCAGGCGGCUCAAGAAUGUCCGCGUCCUCUCGGGCUCCAAGGAGAAGGACCGCAACCUGAGGCGCAUCACCCGCAUGGUCCUGGUGGUGGUGGCAGUCUUCAUCGUCUGCUGGACUCCCAUCCAGAUUUUUGUGCUGGUGCAGUGUUUGGGUGCCAAGGCGGAGAGUGAGCUGGAGCUGGCCAUCUCCUGCUUCUGCACCGCGCUGGGGUACGCCAACAGCAGCCUCAACCCCGUGCUCUACGCCUUCUUGGAUGAGAACUUCAAGGCGUGCUUCAAGAAGUUCUGCUUCCCCACCGCCUUCAGGACCGAGCUCCAGAUGUCCAACAGGAUGUGCAGCAUCGCCAAGGAUGUGGCCUACGCCUGCAAGAACUCGGAGGGGACUAACAAUCCGGCCUGACUAGGCAUGGAAAUCCCCAUGGUGGCUGUCGCCCAGCAGAGUCCAACCACCCCCACGUCAGAACUGACUCAGAUAACGGCCCUUUAGCAGGACCUCAAAACUGAGAGGUGAGAAACCAAGGAAACCAUUUUGGGGGUUGGGAAAACCGGAUACUGCGAGAGCACGCAGAGAAAGUGAGCCCAUGCGAUGCAUUUUUAAUUCCAGUGCAUCCUGCACUAAGGAACGUGUUUGAAAUCAGCCCCUUGAUUCCUGCAAAACCCUGGGAGUUUGCAACAUUACUGAGAAUUUGGGAAUUAAGGGUUUAAAAUAGGCAUCGCUCCUGGGGCUUACACUUCUGCUGCUGGGAGACAGACAGAAUGUGAACUCUUGCAUUGCUUUUUUCCUCCCUGGGUGGAGAUGUUAACAGCUUGCCUGGCUCACCAGGCGCUCGUGUGCGGGUUUUCCUCCUGUGCCAUCGCUCUGAAAUCAGACUUUGCUGCAGCCAAAGCAGGCAGGAGCCAUCAGACAAAACCCAAGAUCAUCUCCAGGAUGAGUCAUCGUGCAGGGAAGGAUGCAGGGAGGGAGAGGAGGGAGCUGACAGGAAGAGAAAUGCAAACUGCUUUGGGAGGCCAGCGCCAGCUCCUGCAGAUGGGAUCUGCAGUGAAACCCCCCUGCCAGAGGGGAGCAGGGCGGGGAGAAGGGACUGUCAGAACUGAUGAUUUUAGCUCCAAAGAGGAGGCAGAAAAAAAUCCUGAGGAAAUGAACACAAUUUCUCAUUUACAUGCUGCUACUACUUUUCUUUCUAACUCUCUAUUUCCAGUGUAAUAAUGGACAGAAUGUGUCUGUAUAUAUCAUGUCUGUAGUGGAAUAGAUGCAGAUACAUGGUAGGAUUUCACCUUACCAAGCAUGCCUUGGGCAUCUUCCUCCUUGAGAGGAGGAAGGAAUGAAGUGGCCUAUAGACACAAGUAUUUAUUGUAUAGGGAAAGCCAUUUUGAAGAAAUCAGAAUGGCAGCUCUUCCAGAAGAUAUGGACAUUCCUGGUGGGAGGAGGCAGCCUAAAACAGUCCCACCUGCUCCACGUGGGACAAGGGAGGCACAAACCAUACAAACCCUGGGAUUCUCUGGUUUGUUUUAUGUUUUUAACUGACAUGACACCCACAAUGCUGAAAGCAUGUGGGAAAUGCUGCCCAGGUACCACCCCUCCUGCCAACCAUGGAUUGAUUUUCCUCUCCCAGAGUAGGCCAGAGCUUCGUGGCAAAUGAAAUGUCCUAUCAUUUCACUUGAUAACAAAAGCCUCCCCAAAGGGUUUCACCACUUGAGUGCCCUCUGUUCUGGGGAGAGCAGCAGGCUGGGGUUGUUCCUGUAGCACAACAGCCCAGGGAAAUCUGGGCAGUGGUGGCCAGUGGUGCUGACGGGGGAGCAAAGCACCAACCUCCACCUGAGAUGGGAGGUCAAUUCCAACAUGAGAACCAGCAGUGUCAUCUGGACUGUACAGCUUCCAAUGUGAAUACAUUUCUUGUGCUCUGAUCGAUGAGAUUCUGUAUUUUUAAUGUAUUGAUUUGCCAAUAUUUUAAUGCUGUCAUGUUCUUUAUAUAUGCUGUACAAAGGAAUUGAAUGUUAUAUUUCUAUGUAGAGUGUUUCCCUCAUGGUUGAGCUUAAAAUAUAGACGCAAUUCCAGUGUCCCACGUGUAGGACCCAGAUCCCUUGUAAACUACUCAAGCUGGGAGGAUUUUGAUGCUAAUUAACAUUUCAUUGGGAAUCUGGAUGUAUACCAGAGCAAACUUUGCAAUUAGCACUUCCCCAUACCAAUCUGGAGGGAAUCUGGGCACUUCAAGCACUUUGUAGUGGAUGUUAAUCCCCGAGCCCUCACCAGGAAAUCCCAUAUAAACCCCAGGCAUGUGAAGAACAGCUCCUUGAGGACUGUGCUGCUGGCAAGCUGCAUCCAUGCCUUUGGAGAAGUGGGUUAGGUGGGAUGUUUGUGGGUGCAGUACCAGCAUGGGGCAGUGAGUGACCUUGGGUCUGCUCAGCCCUCAGCUGUGGGAUGGGGUCUGGGCAUGUUUGGGGCUGAAGCUGGGAAUUGACUGCCAGGCUGUUCUUACCCUUAGGGAGCAGGAGAACAUUCCUCAGUGCCUGGCUAAGAAACAGCCACACUCCCUUUGUUGUUCUUGGCUGGGUUUUUAAAUAGAUUUAUGUCCUCUGAAAAGAAAUAUACCUGUGUUCGGCGUUUCUAAAAUAUGGAUUUUGUUAUAAUGACUAUGCUGCAACGAUCUUACAUAAUCAAGUACUCAAUAAAUGUGUGUUUACCAAGCUUUUGGGUAUUUCCACGGCCUUUGCAGUGAACGUGUUUAGGCAUUCUGUUUAAUGCUCAGUAAAGUUUGUUAUAAGAAGAGCAGCAACCACCUGAAAGCAAAACUUUAUUGUACUGUGCCUUUGGAGUUACAGGCUCUUGGUCAGCUGGAUGGCUUUAGUGCUGGCUCUGUAAUUCUCUUUGGAAGUGGUUGUGUUGGUGUGAUUUUUACAACUGUCGCAGUGUAAAUGACAUUUAGGUGGCUACUUGUGUGCUUUAAUAAAGGAAAAUAAA
Prinia subflava (tawny-flanked prinia) is the source of this 4399-nucleotide messenger RNA. RefSeq names its product opioid related nociceptin receptor 1 (gene OPRL1). Gene Ontology annotation, cellular component: plasma membrane; neuron projection. Gene Ontology annotation, molecular function: neuropeptide binding; nociceptin receptor activity. Gene Ontology annotation, biological process: neuropeptide signaling pathway; sensory perception of pain. The record is from RefSeq and is a predicted model, not a curated record. The transcript has 6 exons. NCBI's taxonomy places the organism in Eukaryota, Metazoa, Chordata, Aves, Passeriformes, Cisticolidae. Bases 872 to 1840 code for a protein of 322 amino acids.